AUGAGCUCCUCCACUAGUAGGAUGGAACAGAACAGAACAGAAGAAGCGACCAAUUAUGACUUUCAGGGUUUUGACUCAGAGGAAGAAUUAAACCCGCUUCUUUCUGGAGUCGGCCAGGAUUCAGAGGACUCAGAUGAACAGGACCAAAUUGGCUCACCUGACUCCGUAAAUAAAUCAUCUCCAGAAGAGACCAAAAAGUCAGUCAAGAGAGGGCUCAUCAGCAGGAUGAAAGCUAUUUCUGUCCAAACAUUUGCUCAAGAGUCAAUCCUGAAUGUGAGGUCUAGAGUCAGGCGUAGGUUGGCCCACCAUCAAAGACAGGAAGCUGACAGUUCAGAUACUUCAAUGCUUCUGGAGAGUGAGGAUAGUCUUUCAAAUGAGAUAAUUACACCCGAAGAUCAGCAUACAAACAGUGAGUCUGAAGAGAUUGGGCCUUCCACUGCCCUCUGUAAAAGUGACUGUGAGCGUCGUCUUGAUGUGGCUCAGAAAUGCCACAUUGAGAAAGUGGCUGAGCUUGAGAGAGAAAAGGAGGAAAUCCAGGCUAUAAAGGAAAACCUCUUCUCUCAAGUUAGUCGUCUGCAGGAUGAGAGCAUCACAAAUGAAAGGAACAGGAGCCUCUUGACUGAGAAGGUGGCGAGUCUUGAAACAAGACUGGAUGAAAAAGAGUUAGAAAAUGGAAAUUUGGUGGCAGAAAUUGACGAUUUGAAGGAAAGGAAUUGGCGUCAAGAAAAGCAUUAUGGAGAGAAAGUGCUUCACCUAACAAGAGACUUGCAGCAAGCUCAGGACAGAGAAAGGGCCCUGAACCAGCAAGUGACCUCUCUCCAAACAUCAUUUAAUAAAACACAAGACGAGGCUACACAGCUCAGGGCAGCAUUGCAUGACUGUGAGCGUCGUCUUUAUGUGGCUCAGAAAUGCCACAUUGAGAAAGUGGCUGAGCUUGAGAGAGUAAAGAAGGAAAUCCAGGCUAUAAAGGAAAACCUCUUCUCUCAAGUUAGUCGUCUGCAGGAUGAGAGCAUCACAAAUGAAAGGAACAGGAGCCUCUUGACUGAGAAGGUGGCGAGUCUUGAAACAAGACUGGAUGAAAAAGAAAGAGAAAAUGAAAAUUUGGUGGCAGAAAUUGACGAUUUGAAGGAAAGGAAUUGGCGUCAAGAAAAGCAUUAUGGAGAGAAAGUGCUUCACCUCAUAACAGCCUUGGAACAAGCUCAGGACAACGAAAGGACCCUGAAUCAGCAUUCAGAGGAAACAAUCAGCAAGCUCAGAGAAGAGCUCAAGGCAAAGCAGGAGGAAGAGAUACUAGCGCCAAGUGAAAGACAUCUUAACUCCACUGGGGUGCAGACAGACGAGAUAUCACCUGACCUCGAGAUAUCACCUGAACCUCAGCAGCUGGAAACUCCUGCUGCUGAGGCUCAGAGUGAAAGCCUGUGGAAGCGCUCUCUCAGAGGUGCACUGAGCGUAGGCAAGUUCAUUGGUGUGUCAUCUGCAUGUGCACUUGUUGCAGUGGGUAUGCUGUCCAUUAGAUUGAUUGCUCAUUGUGAUUGCCCAUGUGAUCCGUUCUCCCACCUGUUGGAAUCAUUGACUAUUCACAACACAGGACACCCCUUUUAA
Molecule: messenger RNA, 1602 nt
Organism: Xyrichtys novacula (pearly razorfish)
Lineage: Eukaryota; Metazoa; Chordata; Actinopteri; Labriformes; Labridae
Source: the annotation of a GenBank genome assembly